CAGUUAGAUCAGUUAUAGGAGGAGGAUAUGGGAAAUGGGAAUGCUGCGGUUAAAUCAAGGCUAUAGAACUGGGUUAAAUGGUUAUUUUUUUUCCGCGUUUCUGACAGCUUGGCGCCUCAAGAUACACUAUUUUGUAGGAGUUUAUUAUUUAAGUAAGCUCCUAUAGUUUUGAAAGUGCUAGUUGAUAUUGGCAUUUAAUGCGAGCAAGAUGAGCCAGAGCCGGCGAGCCAUUUGGUCGACGUUCAUCGUUACACCUUCAUAGGUAGGUAGGUACCGCUCGUCGGUCCCGCCAUCUAGAGGCAUAGUGCAUAGCAACAUAUCAGCAGCGAGUACUCGGAAUGGGCUCUGAGCCGCCGGCGGUGUUGCGCCAGUGCUCGGCGGAGCGGGGCGACGCCGGUCUGGCUCUGGAGCACACCAUUACUCUGCUGGGACGCGGCACGGCCGUCACGCGCUUCUGCCUACGUCGGCGGCCCGAGCGAAAGUCCCUGGCCGUUCGCCGCGAGACGGGCCAGCUGAUCAGCCUCAAGGCGAGCGUGCCGGACCGGAGCCGCGGCGACGACUCCGAGGUGCUGCUCGACCUGCGACUGGUGAAACAGGUGCGCCGCGGCCGGGCGAGCCGGGAGUUCGAGCGCUGGCCAGAAGAUGCCCGCCGCUGCGAGCCGGCCAAGUGUUUUGUCGUCAGCUACGGUGCCGCAUUCACGCUCAAGACGCUCUCGGUGGCGUGCCUGUCCGAGCGCGAGUGCGACACGUGGCUGCGCGGGCUGGAGGCGCUGGUGCGAGAGGCGCAGCAGACGCCCUAUCCAUCACAGGUGGUUCGCUGGCUCUUCAAGGAGUUCUACGGGAUGGGCGGCUCAGUGACCCUGAAAGAUCUGAAGGCGUUUUUGCCUCGUGUCAACUGCAAGCUGUCCACAGCACGGCUCAAAGAGCUCUUCCAGGAAGCAGAUGGGUCGAAGAAUGGUCGCAUCACGUUCGACGAUUUCCUGCGGUUGUACUACCGGAUCGUGUGGGACCCCGCUGUGCUAGUUGGUGGCGUCGAACGGUACGUGCGUGCGGAGGAGAACGUUUCCGUGUCUGCGUUCUGUCGGUUCCUAGUCAACGAGCAGCAAGAUCGGCUAGGUCGGGACGAGGCUCUGGCCGGCCAGUUCAUGCGCGACUACCUACAAGAGCCGCAGAGGGACGUGAAGGAGCCUUUCUUCACUGCUGAUGAGUUCGUCAGCUUCCUCUUCAGCAAGCAAAAUGAGCUGUGGGACAUGAGGAAUGACACGGUCACGCAGGAUAUGACAAGGCCGCUGGCUCACUACUGGAUCGCUUCCUCGCACAAUACGUACCUCACAGGAGACCAGUUCUCGUCAGAUAGCUCCGUAGAGGCGUACGCGCGCUGUCUUCGUGCUGGCUGCCGCUGCAUCGAGCUGGACUGCUGGGAUGGUCCGGACGCGACACCGCUCAUCUUUCACGGUCACACGCUGACUUCCAAAAUCAAGCUAGUGGACGUGGUUCGGUGCAUCCGGGACAACGCGUUCGUCGCGUCCGAGUUUCCAGUGAUCCUGUCCAUCGAAGACCACUGCAGUCUGCCGCAGCAGCGUAAGAUGGCGGCCGCCUUCCACGAAGUGUUCGGCGACAUGCUGCUGACGGCACCCGUUGACAAAACAGAAAGUGAGCUGCCCUCACCGCAGGCGCUGCGUCGCAAGAUUCUGAUAAAGCACAAAAAGCUUCCGGAAGGAUCGGAUGAGGUCGUGGUCACCAGCCAAGACGACGGCUUCGAUGGCCUUGACCUCAGCGACAGUCUGAAGAACGGCAUUCUCUACUUGGAGGACCAGGUGUACGGCGAUUGGACGCCGCAUUUCUUCGUGCUCGCCAAUCAGCGACUGUACUUCACUGAGGAGCACUCGGCUGACCAGAACGACGAAGACGGCGAGGACUCGGAGCUGCUGCCACCGAAAGCCAAUGUGCCCAAUGACGAGCUGCACUUUGGUGAGAAGUGGUUCCACGGUCGGCUACAAGGUGGCCGUCCGCGUGCAGAGCAGCUGCUCCGCGAGUACUCGAACCUCGGUAACGGCACCUUCCUAGUCCGUGAGAGUGAGACGUUCGUCGGCGACUACUCGCUGUCGUUCUGGCGAAACGGUCAGGUCAACCACUGCCGCAUCCGCACACGACCCGAAUGGGGUCAGAACAAGGUGUACCUGAUCGACACGGUCACUUUUGACUGUCUGUUCAACCUUAUCAAUCACUAUCGCACCAACCCGCUGCGCACACAGAACUUCACCAUGCUGCUAACGGAGCCUGUGCCGCAGCCCAACCAGCACGAAAGCAAGGACUGGUACCAUGCUGAUUGUUCUCGGGACAAGGCUGAAGAGAUGCUGCAGCGCGUGCCUCAAGAAGGUGCAUUCCUCGUGCGACCCAGUCAGCGUGAUGCCGCGGCCCUGUCUCUAUCUUUCCGGGCUGACCGCCGUAUCAAGCACUGUCGCGUGCGACGCGACGGUCGCCUCUACGUCAUCGGCAACGUCCAGUUCGAAAGUCUAGUCGAGCUGGUCAGCUACUAUGAAAAACAUCCGCUUUACAAGAAAGUGCGCCUGAGGUACCCGGUGACGAGCGAGCUGGUGGCGCGUGCUGCACUGGAGAAGAAUGCGCCUCCGACUGAUGGACAUGCUUCUGGUACCUACAUGGACCCAGCCUCCUUCGCAGCUAAGGUGACAGUCAGGGCACUGCAUGACUAUCGUGCACAGCGUGACGAUGAGCUUACGUUCUGCAAGCACGCCGUCAUCACGAACGUGAGCAAAGAGAACGAUGGCUGGUGGCGCGGUGACUACGGCGGGCGUCGCCAGCUCUGGUUCCCCAGCAACUACGUGGAAGAGGUGGAGGCAUCGGAUGAGGCUGACCCGUCUGUGCUGGGCUCGCUACAACAGGGAUCUGUGGCGCUUCUUCGAGCACAAGUAGAACUCCUCCCGGCCGGUCCACCGUCCGAUGGUGCUCCGUCCCUAGAGUGUAUCGUACGCGUACUGCCUGCCACAUCUCUGACGCCGGUGGACCUCGGCUGCGCCAACUGGUCAGAGGGUCGCGACUGGGAGCAGCGGAUCCGUCAAGUAGCAGAGAGCGGUCAGGAGACUGGCGGUGCUCGGAGAGAUAUGGAACGCAUCAAGCGCAUCGCCAAGGAACUGUCGGCUCUGAUUGUCUACUGUCGUACAGAGACCUUCCAACCGGAGCGACUUCGCGAGUCUCGUGCCUUCCAGGAGAUGUCCAGCUUCCCGGAGACCAAGGUAGAAAAGUGGCUGAGUCCGCCAAACGUCAAGUUCUUCCUUUGGUACAAUCAGCUGCAGCUGAGCCGCGUGUAUCCCAAGGGACAGCGCAUCGAUUCGUCCAACUACAAUCCGGUACCUAUGUGGAACGCGGGCUCUCAGAUGGUGGCGCUCAACUACCAGACUCCGGACCGGGCGAUGCAGCUGAACCAGGCACGGUUCAUGCAGAAUGGCGGUUGCGGCUACGUGCUCAAGCCGGCUUUCAUGCAUGGCGAGUCGUUCGACCCGUUCGACAAGACCACGCUGCCAUUCCCGCCGACUGUGUACGCGCUGCGGAUCAUCGCCGGCCGCCACCUGAGCAAGCAAGGCCGGGGUAUCGUCAGCCCCUUCGUCGACGUCGAGGUGAUCGGUGCCGAGUACGACAACUGCAACAAGUACACGACGCGUGUCGUGCCGGACAACGGACUGGCGCCCGUGUGGAACGAGACCUGCGAGUUCACCGUGCACUGCCCGCCGCUGGCGCUGCUCCGCUUCGCCGUCCACGACGAAGACAUGUUUGGUGAUCCCAACUUCAUCGGCCAGGCGACCUACCCGCUGCAGUGCGUGCGGCCGGGGCUGCGGAGUGUGCCUCUGAAGAACGGCUACGGAGAGCCGCUAGAGCUGGCCUCGCUGCUGGUGCACCUGGAGAUCCGUCAGACAGAGCGGCCGCCGCCUUCGGUCAGCCAGGCGCUGGAGGGACUCGUGCUGCCCUCACCCGAUGGUGGCUCGGUGAUCGCCCCUCUGCGCGCGCAGUGAGCCGGCUCUUCCAGUCCCUGCGCAGAUUGGACAGCCCGGCGACGCCGUGCGUGCCGCGAGGUGGUCGCUGGUGGAGGACUGGGGGCUCGUCGAAGCAUGGGAGGAAAGCAUUGCAGUUGAUAAUUUAAGAACUUUGCGCGGUGGAACCGCGGUUGCGAAUUUACUGGAGAAGUCACCUGACCGCUGAUGCGCUGUGGCAAUGGGCCCAUAUCCCCUUGAAGUGUGAGUGGGUCCAGACAAGAGUACACAGAAUAGAUGUGUGGUUGGACCAAUGACAUGCGAGCUUCAGUGUGCUUUUAAUGAAGCCGCUUUGACGAGUGUCGUGGACCUCAGUGGGUCGCGAAGGGCGCGGUGUCGACCAGCUUAACGGCUGUACAGGGUGUUGAUGGACGGAGCGUCUGUCUUUCCACAGAUUCGUGCAACUCUUGGCGGGAUUUGUACCAUAUAUUUUCUACUUUGUUCCGCUUUGUGAUGCAUUAUAUAUAUUGUUCUAUAAGUGGCGGUUCAUCCACUGUAGCGACGGCUACGCUGAGGUAAUACUGCUGCUGGUGAGACGACGGAACAUGCCCAUUUCGGACGGGUUUUUUGUAGGGUCAUUAGGGAUUUUGUGAACUAUUUUAUCCUAGGUAAUGGUGAAGAUCAUAAGCUGGAGCUUCCGUAGACUGUUUUUGCUAGUUUUGUUGGGUUUUGCUUAAGCUGUCGCUACCGCAAUGUGCAUGCUAGGAAAAUUUCGUUUUUUAUACCCGAUGAGCAUUGGAGAAGGUAUUUGUUUGCUAUUAUUACGCUUUGCGCCGCUCUACGGCAUGCUGUAUAUUAUGAACUGUUGGAAAUGAAAACUCAUGACUCGCCACAAUGUUAUGGACUACUGGGUACGGGCGAACGAGCGUGUUUCCUGUGGCCGCUGCGCAAACGCCCUCAAUGGGACGGUGGCGGGGAGCGUGUCGUGCCUUCUGCCGUGGCUGACGCCGUCAGUCGGUGUCUCUGUGCUAUGAAAGCUUGUCGAGCAGGAGCCGCAUCGAGCGCGGGGUAGGAGCGCAAUAGACACUCGGCCGCUGCCAUUUACUGUGAUUGGCGAUAUGGUGCUACGCGAGAAGCUAACCAAGCGAGAGAGAAUGGUCUGCGGCGAGAGGCGACGCCCAUGGGCUUUGGUCGUCGAACUGCCGCCGUCCGGGUGCUGCCCGGUCGGUGCUGAGCAAUGCUGGCAAUCAGCAGCCCUGUCGGUCCAGCUAUCGUUAUUUGUCGUAAUAUACACUAUGCAUUGUUA
This is a messenger RNA of Amphibalanus amphitrite, 5292 nucleotides long. Its product is annotated as 1-phosphatidylinositol 4,5-bisphosphate phosphodiesterase gamma-1-like. The coding region runs from base 339 to 4028 and encodes 1229 amino acids. Gene Ontology annotation, biological process: phospholipid catabolic process; phosphatidylinositol-mediated signaling; positive regulation of epithelial cell migration. NCBI's taxonomy places the organism in Eukaryota, Metazoa, Arthropoda, Thecostraca, Balanomorpha, Balanidae. The record is from RefSeq and is a predicted model, not a curated record. Gene Ontology annotation, molecular function: protein binding; calcium ion binding; phosphatidylinositol-4,5-bisphosphate phospholipase C activity. The transcript is spliced from 3 exons.